AUGUCCGGCCAGCCUCCGCCGCCGCCGUCACCGGCGAUGCCGUCGCAGCCGCAGCCGUUUCGCUUCUGGCUCCCGUAUAGGAGCAAUGUGGCGUCAUCCUCUCGGCAGCAACCGCGGCCAUCGUCAGGGACGGCGCCGGCGCCGCCGCCACCAACUCCGGCAGAUCGUCCGCCGAGAGCGUCACCGGCGCCGGCGCGGGCAAUGGGGGAAGAUAUCUCUGUCCAUGGUGAGUCGUCCGAUGAAUCGGACACGAUCCCUGUCCAGAGCGUGGACUCGCCGCGGUGGCGCGGAGCUAGGCGGCGGCCGUCCGUGCCGGACAUGGAGCUGACGCUCUCGAGGUCGCCACGCGCCGGCGAGGAACGGACCCCGCGCGCCGGCGGCGAAGGCGGCGAAGGCAACGACACCAAGAUCUCCAUCUCCGGGUUCCCGAGGUCGCGCCUGUUCGACGGCGCGCGCGCGCCGUACCGGCGGGAGAUCGAGGACGGGCUCAAGAGCCUUGCCACCCGCGGCCGCGAGGCGCCGGCGGCGAGCGCGGACGGCGUCCAGGGGUACCGCGUCAUCACGCUGGCCGGCCACAACGUCGGCGCGAGCAUGGUUCUCGGCGGCGGCGGCGGCGGCGGCGGCGGCAGGGAGCACGGCCCGUCGCCGACAGCCGCCGAGGCGGAGGGCUCGGCGCGGCCUGCGCCGGCGGUGGCCGCGAACGUGAACAGCAACGUGCAGAGCGUGAACAACUCGUCCAUGGAGGCGAGCACGUGCAACGCCGGCGACCCCGGCGUGCGCGUCGACAUCAAGAACGCGCGCGACGAGCCGGUCCUGGUGGCGCCGCCGAAAAAGCAGCAGGAAGAAGAGGAGCCCAAGGAGCCGGUGCCGGUGCGGAGGCCGCCGAUCGCCGUGCCAGCAGCGCCGCAGCCGGAGAACCGCGUGGCGCCGCCGCCGCCGCCGCCGAGGGCGAGGCGGUGCCUGCGCGCGCUGAUGAUGGAGAGCGGGAGCGACACGGAGGCGGCACCGAAGCCGAAGACGAAGCCAAAGCCGAAGCCGAGCUCGUGCCGGUUCCAGCUAACAGCACUAAGAUCAAAUGAUCAUUGA
Molecule: messenger RNA, 1086 nt
Organism: Oryza sativa Japonica Group (Japanese rice)
Lineage: Eukaryota; Viridiplantae; Streptophyta; Magnoliopsida; Poales; Poaceae
Product: altered inheritance of mitochondria protein 3
Source: RefSeq, a predicted model, not a curated record